AGAUAUAUAUUUAAAAAAUAUACUAGAAAUACUAGAGAAAAAAGAAAAUUUUACAAACUCAACAGCUGCGUACACUUGAGAAUAUGAUAUAAAAUAAUAAUUUACAAGACGCUUAAACACGGAAAAAAUGCACUAAACAAAAAACAGCAAAUAAAAAGGAAGAAAAGAAAAGCAAAGAAAAGCCGAAGCUGAAGUGGAAAAACUUUAACUGUAAGAGAAUAACCAAACACACACAGAGACUCUUUGGGUUGUAAAGACAAACAAAGAAAGCAAAGUUGGAAAAAAGAAGAAGACAAAGAAGAAAAACAACAACACAACAACAAUAUAAUAAUAUUGCAAACAAUAAAGCAUAUACUCGCCAUAUAUUGAAAGAGAAGAGCAGAAAGAAGAAAAAAGCAAGUUGGGAGAUUUUUUGUAAAAUUAAGAGUUAUUAAGCAGCAACAGAAAAAAGAAAAUAGAGCUAGAGACAAUGUAAGCCAGCAAGAAGGAAACGAAACUGACAGAGCCAAAGGAGUAGAGGAAUAAAGCAGGAGAGAGACGGAGAGAGAAAGAGGAUUAAAGUAAAAUAUACGCGCCUCGUCAACAGCAAACACCGAAGAGACUAUGAAAAAUGCGCAACUGAAGCUGAGUGAAGUUGAUGAUGAAGAGCUGUGGCUGCAGCAGCAGCAGCAGCAGCAGAAACAGCAGCAGCAACAGCAGCAGCAACAGCAACUAGCUUUUAGAUUAGCACACARCAACAACAGCAACAGCAACAACCAACUUACUCAACAGCAACUAAAGAGCUUAAGUACAAAACACCAUAGUAACAGCAACGGCAACAACAACAACAACAACAGCGGCAGCAGCAGCAGCAGCAUCACCACAGCAUUAGCAACAACAAAAAAACAGCAUGUAGUUUUAUAUAAUGCAAGAGCUUUGCAGGAGCAACAGCAACAGCAACAGCUAGACAGCAACAUGUUGUCGGCGGCCAAAGGCGGCAGCAAUCAAGCAACAUACCCAAACAUAAGACUGUGCGCACGCAAGCGGCAAAGAUUACGUCGGCGGCGAAAAAGAAAACAACUAACAACACCAGCAACAGCAGCAACAACACUCAGCAAUAGCAACAGCAACGGCAACAGCAACAGCAAUCAAAGCAGCAACAGUGAGAGCAACAGCAUCAAUUCAUUUCAUGGCCUGUGGCCAAUUAGCGUUGGCAUAGCAUUGCAACUGUUGCUGCCAGCGUUGAGAUUGUGGCAAAUGCAGCUGCAGCUGCAACAGCGUGCAGCAAUAUUGCUACGAGCGUUUGCUGGCACAACCACCGCCAUUAUUUCCUAUCUAGUGCAGCUGCUAAGCAAUUGCAGACGUAGCAGCAGCAACAGCACAAGCGCCAGCAGCAGUAGCAGCAACAGCAGCAGCAACAACAACAGCAGCAGUAGCAACAGUUGCAGCGGUACACAUCUAAUCAACGGACUAAAUAAACACUCAUGGAUAUUUUUACUGAUAUAUUUGAAUUUAUCUGCUAAAGUUUGCUUAGCAGGAUAUCAUGAAAAGAGACUGUUACAUGAUCUAUUGGAUCCUUAUAAUACACUAGAACGUCCGGUUCUCAACGAGUCGGACCCGUUACAAUUAAGCUUUGGUUUAACUUUAAUGCAAAUUAUCGAUGUGGACGAGAAAAAUCAAUUGCUGGUCACGAAUGUGUGGCUAAAACUGGAGUGGAACGAUAUGAACUUGCGCUGGAAUACGUCCGACUAUGGCGGCGUUAAGGAUCUGCGAAUACCGCCGCAUCGCAUCUGGAAGCCGGACGUCCUGAUGUACAACAGCGCCGACGAGGGUUUCGACGGCACCUACCAGACGAACGUCGUGGUGCGCAACAAUGGCUCCUGUCUCUAUGUGCCGCCCGGCAUAUUCAAGUCGACGUGUAAAAUAGAUAUCACAUGGUUUCCAUUUGAUGAUCAGCGCUGCGAAAUGAAAUUCGGCAGCUGGACCUAUGAUGGAUUUCAGCUGGAUUUGCAAUUACAAGAUGAAACUGGCGGUGAUAUCAGCAGUUACGUGCUCAACGGCGAGUGGGAACUACUGGGUGUGCCUGGUAAACGUAAUGAGAUCUACUACAACUGCUGCCCGGAACCGUAUAUAGACAUCACAUUUGCCAUUAUCAUACGACGACGUACAUUGUACUAUUUUUUUAAUCUGAUUAUACCCUGUGUGCUGAUUGCAUCCAUGGCUCUGCUCGGAUUUACACUGCCGCCGGAUUCGGGUGAAAAACUGUCGCUGGGUGUUACGAUCUUGCUCUCGUUGACCGUGUUCCUUAAUAUGGUUGCCGAGACAAUGCCCGCCACCUCAGAUGCCGUGCCACUGUUAGGUACAUAUUUCAAUUGCAUAAUGUUUAUGGUAGCUUCAUCCGUUGUGUCAACGAUUUUAAUAUUAAAUUAUCAUCAUCGAAAUGCUGAUACGCACGAAAUGUCCGAAUGGAUACGCAUCGUAUUUUUAUGCUGGCUGCCAUGGAUAUUGCGCAUGAGUCGACCGGGACGUCCGCUGAUAUUGGAAUUUCCGACAACGCCCUGCUCGGAUACAUCGUCCGAGCGCAAGCAUCAGAUACUAUCCGAUGUUGAGCUAAAAGAGCGCUCUUCCAAGUCGCUGCUGGCCAAUGUGCUCGACAUUGAUGAUGAUUUUCGACACAAUUGUCGCCCCAUGACGCCCGGCGGAACACUGCCACACAAUCCGGCUUUCUAUCGCACGGUUUAUGGGCAAGGCGACGAUGGCAGCAUUGGGCCAAUUGGCAGCACACGAAUGCCCGAUGCGGUGACACAUCAUACGUGCAUCAAAUCAUCAACAGAAUAUGAAUUAGGUUUAAUCUUAAAGGAAAUUCGCUUUAUUACUGAUCAGCUACGUAAAGAGGACGAGGACAAUGACAUUGCCAAUGAUUGGAAAUUUGCAGCUAUGGUCGUUGACAGACUGUGCCUUAUCAUAUUCACAAUGUUCACAAUAUUAGCCACAAUAGCUGUACUACUAUCAGCACCACAUAUUAUUGUCUCGUAGCCAUAUGGGCGAGGUGGUUAUUGUUAUUGGUUUUAUUAUAAAAUCAAUUUGUUAAUUAUUAAAUUAAUAACGAAACUUUUUAAGUAAAU
Molecule: messenger RNA, 3104 nt
Organism: Drosophila arizonae
Lineage: Eukaryota; Metazoa; Arthropoda; Insecta; Diptera; Drosophilidae
Gene: nAChRalpha5
Product: nicotinic Acetylcholine Receptor alpha5
Biological process (GO): monoatomic ion transmembrane transport
Cellular component (GO): postsynaptic membrane
Molecular function (GO): acetylcholine-gated monoatomic cation-selective channel activity; transmembrane signaling receptor activity
Source: RefSeq, a predicted model, not a curated record